Messenger RNA from Sphaerodactylus townsendi, 2208 nucleotides. Its product is annotated as vomeronasal type-2 receptor 26-like. Gene Ontology annotation, molecular function: G protein-coupled receptor activity. Gene Ontology annotation, cellular component: membrane. The transcript is spliced from 6 exons. The record is from RefSeq and is a predicted model, not a curated record. Gene Ontology annotation, biological process: G protein-coupled receptor signaling pathway. NCBI's taxonomy places the organism in Eukaryota, Metazoa, Chordata, Lepidosauria, Squamata, Sphaerodactylidae. The coding region runs from base 1 to 2208 and encodes 735 amino acids.
AUGGUGGUGUUACUGAUCUUUGGUCGUGUUGUGGGCAAGGGUCGUGUUAUUCCGUGUGCUGCUGUGGAUAGCUUACCCAUUCUUCAUAAGUAUCUUCAGCCAGGAGACCUCAACAUUGGUGCCCUUGUAUCUCAGACAAGUUUUGCCACCAGUCCAAAAGACUUCAAGUGCCAACCUGCUGGGAUACUAUCUGAAGACUUUGUGUUGAUUCCUCAGAACUACCAGCAUAUUCUGGCUUUGGCAUUUGCUGUCAAGGAGAUCAACGAAAAUCCACAGAUCUUGCCAAAUCUCACCCUGGGGUUUCACAUUUAUGACAGCUACCUGAAUCCAAGAUUGACACACCGUGCUGCUCUACAACAUAUUUCCCCAAGGAACAGAUUUAUCCCCAACUAUAGGUGUGAUAUCCAGGACAAUGUAGAAGCAAUCCUUGAGGACAUUAAUACAGAAAAUUCAGAACUUGUCCAUGAUCUUUUGAGGAUAUGUAUUAUAGUAUUCAUGCAAACUGUGUACAUGAUGCCAAAACCAAAAGGUAAAGUCUGGAUUGUAACAGCUCACGCGGAACUAAUAGCUUAUGGCAAGGGAAAAUGUGGGGAUGUCCAAAUCUUCCAUGGCAUGAUAUCAGUUGCCAUUCACUCCAAUGAACUUCAGGGAUUCCAAGAAUUUUUUAUGAGCAGAAAGCCAUCCAAUGUGGAGGGAGAUGUGUUUCUCAGGGACUUCUGGUCAUCCACAUUCAGUUGUGCAUUCCCAAAUUCAGUUCUGGGCACUGUGAAUCAAGUUAACUGCACUGGAGAUGAGACUCUGAAGGAUCUUCCUGCAUCUGAAAUGAGUAUGACUGGCCACAGCUACAGCAUCUAUAAUGCGGUGUAUGCUGUUGCAUAUGCUUUGCAUGCUAUGCAGUUUUCAAAAGACAUCCAAGGAGAGAGAAGGAAGCUUCCAAAUCAGCAGCCCUGGCAGCUCCAUCAUUUUCUUGGAUGCAUCUCAUUUAACAACAGCGCUGGAGACCAGAUUUCCUUUGACAGCAACAGAGAAUUGAUAGCAGGAUUAGAUAUUAUCAGCUGGUUAACAUUUCCCAACCAAUCUGUUGUUAGAAUGAAAGUUGGUAAGAUCCCUCCCAGGGAACUUUCAGGACUAAGACUUCAGAUAGAUGAAGAAUCCAUGGUUUGGCACCCCCAAUUUAAACAGGUACAACCGCUGUCAUUAUGUAGUGAGAAUUGCAAUCCUGGGUAUAGGAUGACAAAGAGAGAAGGGGAGCCAUUUUGCUGUUAUGGUUGUAUCCAAUGUCCGGAAGGAACAAUCUCUGAUCAUCAUGACAUGCCGGACUGCUCCCGGUGCUCAGUUGAUCAUUUUCCGAACAAGAACCAGAAUUAUUGCAUUCCCAAGAGGGUGAGCUUUUUGUCUUAUCAAGAACCUUUGGGAGCUGGUUUCCUUUUGGUCUCUCUGUCCCUAUCUUUGAUCACAGUCUUUGUACUUGGAAUAUUUAUAAAGCACCACAACACCCCCAUAGUAAAAGCAAACAAUCGGAGCCUGUCAUACACUCUUCUCAACUCGCUUCUGUUCUGCUUCCUGUGUGCCUUGUUAUUCAUCGGCAAACCUGGGAAGAUAAUGUGUCUCCUUCGUCAAACUGCUUUUGGCAUCAUUUUCUCCACUGCAGUUGCUUCUGUAUUAGCAAAAACGAUCACGGUGAUUCUGGCUUUCAUGGCCAUCAAACCUGGCAGCCGGAUGAGGAAAUGGGUGGGGAGAAGACUGUCCCUUUCCAUUGUCCUUUUCUGUUCUGUUAUUCAAGUAGGCAUUUGUAUCAUUUGGCUACUAAAUUCUCCCCCUUUCCCAGGUGUUGACAUGCAUUCAAUGGUGGAAGAAGUUGUAUUGGAAUGUAAUGAUGCCUCUCCUACUAUGUUUUAUUGUGUCUUGGGCUAUAUGGGCCUCCUGGCUAGCGUGAGCUUCCAGGUGGCUUUCUUUGCUCGGAAACUACCUGACAGUUUCAAUGAAGCCAAGUUGAUCACUUUCAGCAUGCUGAUCUUUUGCACCGUUUGGUUAUCUUUUGUUCCCGCCUACCUUAGUAGUAAAGGGAAAUAUGUAGUGGCUGUUGAGAUCUUCUCUAUCUUAGCUUCCAGUGCUGGCUUACUGGGCUGUAUCUUUUUCCCCAAAUGCUACAUUAUUGUAGUUAAAUCUAAGCUGAAUACAAGAGUACAUCUUAGAAGGAAAAAUUGA